Molecule: messenger RNA, 1989 nt
Organism: Bactrocera oleae (olive fruit fly)
Lineage: Eukaryota; Metazoa; Arthropoda; Insecta; Diptera; Tephritidae
Source: RefSeq, a predicted model, not a curated record
AUUUAAGUUAGUUUUAACUCUUUUAAUACAUGUAUAUUUACAUAUGUAAAAAACAUACAUUUAUAAUAUUGAGUUAAGUUAAAUGAAAACCACACACAACCAUAAGAUAUACAAUAUACUUUUUGCGGCUGCUGAAACCUUCUGCAACAAAGAGUCCCUCAAAAAUAUCUACUGGCAGCUGAGUAGGUAGUUCGCCAUAAUUAACUGAUAAAAAAUUGCGUUAAUCAGCUGCUCCCUGUUGAGUACUAAAUAUGAGUAUACGUUUGUCCAUCGCAUAAAUUAAAAAAAAAAAAGAAAUAAUAUGAUUUUAUGUGGCUAAUGAAAUUUAUUAAAUUUAAUAUAAAAUUUUCUUAGGUUUUAUUUGAGCACAAUGACCACCUCUCCAUUGACUUCAAGCAAUGUGUUUUAUAUUUUGCUCUCAAUUGUACAUAUACACUUUACUAUCGCCGAAAUACCGCACUGCCCUUUCGAGGAUACUGUUAACAUAACGGGUAGUCAGAUUUUACCAAACGGUUCUUACAACAAUGAAGGUUUAGCGGUGCCGCCACAUUUAACUGGGUAUUACGAGUACAUAGAGCUCUUCGGAGGUAAGCGUGAUGUCGUGGCGAAGCACUUGCGCGGUUGCGUGUGUCAACUCAAGCGAUGUGUCAAAUUCUGCUGUCAUCCCAGAGCCGAUAUUUAUCGUUCAACGGAAAACUUGCGGGUAGAAUGUGAUGAUCAAUUGAAUGAAGAGCUUACAUAUUCACCAUAUUUGAAUAUAACAUUGAAUAACGGUAAUCGGAUUCCAAUGCAUGUCGUCAAUGAGUUUAUGGUACAACAGGGGCUACCGUGUGACCUGGGAUAUAUGUUAAUGCCGCAUUUGCGCGAAGAACAUCAAUGGGAAUUAUUUGAGAAUGGCUCACUACUACGUGUUGGGGACCGGUUGCUCAUUUCGAGACGAGAUUAUUGCCUGACUGCAUAUCCUGUGGGCAAUCGAUUUGUAAUUAAUCCAAUGAACUGUGAUGCCGGACAGAAAAGUUCCGCAAACAUAAUGCUCAAUACAAUAAUAAUGUUGAUUUCCCUGCCUUUUCUUUAUGCUACCAUUUUAAUUUUUUGGCUGAUUCCCGGAUUGCGAAACUUACAUACGAAAUGCCUACUUUCUUAUCUAUUUUCGUUAGCUAUUGGCAACACCAUGAUUAUAGCCAUUAAUUUAAGAAAAUCAGAUUACGAUAAGGCCGUCUGUGCUGCCAUGGGAUUCAUCACUUACUACUUCCUCUCGGCUGUCUUUUUCUGGCUUAAUGUAAUCUGUUUCGAUAUGUAUCAAAAUUUUCACGGCACCAAAGGGAACAUUCAGCACCUGACUCAACGAAAACAGAUUAUCUAUUACUCAAUCUACGCUUGGGGUAUGCCGGCUAUGAUGACCGCUAUAACGGUUACUUUACAGUACUCCGAUUUACCAGACGUCUUGAAGUCGGGCAUUGGCGUUACACAUUGCUGGUUGAAAAGUAACGAUUGGUCGGCAAUGAUGUAUUUCCAUGGACCUUGUCUCCUACUUAUCGCCAUCAAUAUUGUUAUCUUCUAUGUCACUGUAAAGAAGAUGUAUUCUAUUCGCAAGGAAUUAGACGUGUUAACUCAGCUCGAGGAUGGAAUGAGUCGCUUGCGUUUACAACAAAAUAAUGUUUGGCUAUUCUUUCGCAUGUUCAUUAUAAUGGGUAUUAGUUGGCUGUUGGAGAUAAUCGCUUAUAUGAGUGAUAACAAGAGUAAUUAUGCCAUUAUAUUCAAAGUAACGAAUAUCUAUAAUAGUUUUCAAGGAGUAAUCAUAUUUGUGUUAUUGGUUAUGAAGAAGAAAGUGCUGCUGCUCAUAAAGAAUGUUGUUAUGGAAAUCGCUUGGAAAGCGCGAAACUAAGAAAUGAUUGAGGAUACGGGUCCAAUAAUACAAUACUCAUAUAAUACUUAUGUACAUAUGUAUAUACACAUAGAUUAAUUCUAAAAGAAUAUUUUUUUAUAAAA